UUAACCCCCGAGAACCCGCGGUUGCCGAGGUGACUCGAGGCGAUGCGCGUCCGGGUCGUCCUUUGACUCGCCGGACCUCUUUUGGGGCCGCAAUCGCCCUCGGUCGUCUCGCCCCGGCGCCGAGCGAGGCCCGCCGGAUCGCCGCUCGAGGCAGAGGUCCGAUCCAGUCGCGAUGGGCUGCGAGCUGGGGAAAUUGACGUCCUCGACGACGCGAAAUCAAACCGGGCGCGAGAGCCCGCCACCACCGGCGGCGACGGACCCGAGGCUUCCGCUGACCGCCAAGCAGAAGUACACCAUCCUGGCCAGCUGGAGGGCCGUGGCGCGCGCCAUGGAGCCGACCGGGGUGUACAUGUUCGUCAAGUUGUUCGAGGACAACGCGGAGCUGCUGAACAUGUUCACCAGGUUCCGCGACCUGAAGACCAAGGAGCAGCAGUCGUCGAGCAUGGAGCUGGCCGAACAUGCGGUCACCGUCAUGACCACCCUGGACGAGGGUAUCAAAGGACUAGACGACAUGGACGUUUUCCUCACGUACUUGCACCAGGUCGGGGCUUCGCAUCUCAGAAUCCCCGGCUUCGAUCGGCAGUACUUCUGGAAAAUCGAGGAGCCCUUCCUGGAGGCCGUCAAGAGGACCCUGGAGGACCGGUACACGGAGAACGUGGAGCACAUCUACAAGCUGACGAUCAAGUUCAUCAUCGAGACCCUGAUCGACGGCUUCGAGAAGGCGGAGAAGGACAAAGCGAAGUCCUAGUUAUUUAGGGAAGGAUGGAGAGCCAACGCGAACGUCGACCGGGAGCCGAGGUGUCCCCUGCGCCGGGUCGGGUAACCAGGAGCCGGUCCCCGGGAACGCGGCCUCCUCGCCACCUCUCGAAGUCGACCCCGAGCCGAUCCUGCCGAUCGGCGGCCAGGUGACUCGGACUUCCGGGAGUCCCCGAUGAGGAAGACCUCCGGAACCACCUCCUCGGUGGAGGAUCCCGGCUCCCUUCCGGACCUCGAGAUCCGAAGGAACUACUUUCUAUCGUAGCUUAGCGAAUCCUUUUUCACCUUGCUCGUCCCCUUCCUCCCCGCGUCGUCCUUCUUUUCCCCUCGCGAGUUUCCCCCGGUCGCCGGACUUUUCCUCGACUUUUCAAUGCGGAAGAGUAGAGGGACAAGAUGCGGUCGUACCGCGACCGCCGAUGACUGGAUCAUCGGCGACCCCUCCCCUGAAUUUCGGGGUCCAACGUAACCCCGCAAUACACAGGGGUGGAAUAAUUUUCCCGGGGUCGGUUUUCCCAUAGAUAACGAAUACAUGCCUCGUCUCGUCUGACUCAUCGCACUUUACAUAUCUCCGCAAUUUCAUCGAAAUCAAGGCGAUCGAGGUCAUGAAGUCCUCUUGUUAGGGAGAGCUCGUCAAUUUCUAGAUUCCUUGCUACCCCCGCGGACGAUAAGCUCAAUUUCUCGCCGGUAAUUUUCCACGUCCUCUCCAUUUUUUCUUUCCCCUCCACUCCCCCUCUCUCCAUCUCGAACAACUCGAAAGUAACGAGCCGGCCUCGGGAUUUUCAGUUUUCCACCCCCGUAAAUCAUAGCACCUCGAUCAUCCCCCUCCGUACUUCGGUAAAAAAAUCGCUCACUCGACGGAGAUUCUUAUCGACCACCGAGCCAGGGGCGAUUUUUUCCCGCUCGAUGAUUCCUCUCACGAGUUAAAAAAAAAUCCCUCCCGAGAGGUGCGGGAAAAUCUCCGCCAAUGCAGAACCACCCCCUAGGACCUGCGGGGGUUCGAAACUUUUCCGAGGAGCUAAAAAACGGGGUUGAAAGUUUCCCCGCGACCCUUCCUCGCGGAAUCAGACCUUCCAGAGAAUUAACCCUCGUGAUUUUCGGUCGCGCGUGCAAGGAUCUCUCCCCCUCUCUCUCUCGAUCGGUGGAACUCGUUCGGAGGGGUUCUAGAUUCUGGACAGCAGGGGAAGGACCGGAGGGGUUGAAAAUUUGGCCGAGUGCAGGCCCCCCGCCCGACGCGGAUCCUCCCUCGGGAAGAGCCGAGAGCUCCGGCGAGCAUCCCUCUUCACAUGUCAAUUUCCUAGGGACUUUUUAAGCUAGGACCAAAGCCCCGUCUCUCUUUCGGCUCGAGAGCUGGACUUACGAUUAGCGGGGGCCUCCCUCUCCGGUAACCGGCGAUUAUCGACGCGGUCGGCGAAAAUCGCCGCUAAUCGACCUGGAGACCGGAGAUCCUCCUACGGGACGCAGUUGCCGUCUCGAAGUCGCUGUUUGUACCAGAAGAAAAAAAAGGAAGAAAGACAGAAAAAAAAAAACAAAAAACAGAACCAUAAAUAUAGGUAAACGUGUACCGCGAAAAAAGCGUGGCGCCGAUGACUCCGCGACCGCUGCAGUCGAUGACUCGUGACGGGGAACCAUCGAUUUCCCGUCGAUGACGCCUGGUAUCUCGCCUCUGCCAUGGGUUACCACCCGGAGCGGCCCAUCGAUCGACACUUUGACCCUUGAGGUUCGGGCUGCAAAAAUCAUGGAAGGUUCAAUGAGAGGACGAUUCCUAGUUCGGAAGACAUUACCGAAAUUUAUCGACGAGUUUCCCCGAUAAUCGGCCAUCGCCUCGGUCGUGGAGACCGCUCCGCGGAUGGUUCCCCGUUACUCGCGGAAAGGCGGAAAUCUUUCGUUCCCUUUAACGAAGGAAAAGUGCCAUCGGGCUCCCCGAGCGGCGCUAAAAGUGGACGUUUCCCGUAACCAUCGACUCGCGAUCAAUCCUCCGCCAGACCAUUCGAUCCCGGAUUUAAUCCGAUUAGGCCGAUUCAUGGAUGGCGAUUGUUAGCGCGUUAUCGCCCCCCUUGUGCGUCCGCCGUUUGCAAUAAGAGCGAAAACAUGACUCGGUUAACAGGUCAGCCAACGUAAUUGGUUUCGGGUCAUUCCCGUUGUAAUGAAUGCGGCGUGGAAAUAAUAAUCCUGCACGGCGGCGCAAUCGACAAUCGCUCCUGCCCGAUAACCACCUGCGUCCCCCGCGCCCUUCGGCGGCCCAUAACGCACAAAGGAAAUGCGCAACAAAAGCCCGAGGAUCGCAAUCGGUGCCCAAGGGCGGAAUCGUUAUUUUCCCAGGGAACGACCCCCCGCGAAGCCAAUCCAAGAACAAUCCGUAAUACCUCGGUUUAAAACGAUUUACCAUUUCUGCGCGCUAUCGACUGGCUCGGAAGUUUUCAAAAUGGCGGACCGGGCGUCCCUCGAUAGCCGGGGAAACGACGGUCGAAAGAGACCGGGAAAUUUUUCCCUGACUCGAGAUAUGGUACAUUGGGCCACGGCGGGAUGAAUUCCGCGUAUCUAAUUCCUCGGGGCGACUAACCCCCCGAGAAGACUAAUUAAUUUCGGCCCCCGAGCCUCGGUUUACCGCGCCAGUCUCGAUGCCGCAACCACAGAGGAAGAUUCCCCCGUGGAAGACGCGCGUUGCACCCCCUGGAAUCUCCGAUCACCCUUGAGCGGAGGUGCAACAGCCCGUAUCGAUUAUUCGUAUUAAUAACGAUACGCGAUUCGCGGUCUUCCGCCGGGAAGGCCGUCCUUACGGGCGACAAGGGUUGCAAACGGGGUUGGCUAUCGCGCUUACACCGGAGGUCGCUCCCCAGCUUCCAGCAGGUUAUACGAAAUUGUAUCCCUAGACUGCUUUUACUCUCGAAAUAACGGAAUUAAUAAUAAUAUGAUAUGCGAAGGUACGGACGGUUUCCCUGGGACGCUGCGUGCGGCCAUUUUGAAAGGCAGACCCACGUGACCUGGUUUCGAUUUCUGCUGGCUUGGGGGGUGAUGUAUUUACAGAUCUCAAGAUUUAACAUAAUUCUGUCACCCCCGGAAGUAUCGAUGGGGCAUCGAAAUACCGGCUAUCGAGUAGUUCGGUAUACGGACAUGUUGAUAUCGGUUGCAUUGAUUUUCCACGAUUAUUACGGCCUCCGAAAAGUGUCCACUUUUUCCGCGGCUCGGGUAACCCAGACUCGCGGCCGAUGUUCGAGCUGAGGUUUUCCAAAAUUUCGGCCGACUUUAUACCAUAAAGCGUCGCGAUAAAUGUUGCAUGGAAAUGAGUAUUAUGCGUUUCGGUCCUCGAACGCGGUUUCAAGGAAAAAAAGAAGAAGCAAAUGGGCACAGUGCCGAGAUAAUCGUGCAAGGGCUCGCAUUCUAGUCCACCGUGUUGAUAAGAGUUUAAGGAAUUUCAUACGAAAUGCACAAACGACCUGUACCUUCUAUUCUCCGCGAUAAAGGAAACAAGAAACAGAUCUAUUUAACCGAAAGUCUUCAUGAAACAAGAAAAAAAUAUAUAUAUAUAUUAAUGAUCUAG
Orussus abietinus is the source of this 4294-nucleotide messenger RNA. RefSeq names its product neuroglobin. The coding region runs from base 173 to 748 and encodes 191 amino acids. Gene Ontology annotation, molecular function: oxygen binding; heme binding. The record is from RefSeq and is a predicted model, not a curated record. The transcript has 3 exons. Lineage: Eukaryota; Metazoa; Arthropoda; Insecta; Hymenoptera; Orussidae.